Molecule: messenger RNA, 1046 nt
Organism: Melanaphis sacchari
Lineage: Eukaryota; Metazoa; Arthropoda; Insecta; Hemiptera; Aphididae
Gene: mIF3
Product: translation initiation factor IF-3, mitochondrial
Exons: 1
Coding region: 331-945 (204 amino acids)
Biological process (GO): ribosome disassembly; mitochondrial translational initiation
Cellular component (GO): mitochondrion
Molecular function (GO): translation initiation factor activity; ribosome binding
Source: RefSeq, a predicted model, not a curated record
UGGGUUUAAGUAUUAUUUUAGAAAUCAUAAAAAUAUUUACCCGUUAUGAAUAGUACAAAGUGUUUUAUCUCGAUUUUUGUUAAGCGACCGCAAAAAUGAUAAGAACUCUGUGUGUGCCAUAGAGUAAAAAAUACUCCUAUAAAGCGUGCGAGUGUGUUAUCAACAUAGACAAUAUUUAUCAUAUCGUUACGCGCUGUGUGCAGCUCACAGUGUAAUAUUGUGUCAUGCGUGUUUCGCAUUGGUGUUUUUUUAACUAUUUUUAAGACUAUGCUGUGGACCAGGUUUCUUAUUUUGUUUUAAAUUUUUUCAUUUUAUUUCUAAUAAUUGACGAUGCUUAAGAGAUUUACAGCGAGCGCUCUAUAUGCGAUUCGUUUGCCGAUUAACUGGCAACCAUCGUCUAACGUUUGUCUUUGUCAGACUUUGGAAUUCAAGAAAAAUAAAUUGGAGAUUGACAAUGAAGUCGCUCUGAAAAAGAUUAGACCUAAAACAGUGCCGCAGCCAAAAAUUACACUGUUGGGACUAGAAAAUGAUGUAUCUGUAGUAACAAUGGAUGUAGCGUCUAAGAUGUGUGAAAGACGAGGCCUGAAAUUGGUUAAAAUUAUUGAUAUUGACACUAAAACACAGCGACCUGUGUACCAAAUGAUGACGGCCAAUCAAUUCCUUAAGGAGGAUCAUAAGAACGAGAAAAGUCAUAAUCAACUUAAAAAGGAAAAAACAGUAUUAAUAAAUUGUCGUAUCGGCCAGGGUGAUUUAGAAUCAAAAGCUAAUAAUAUCCAUAAAUGGCUAUCUAAGAUGCAUGAAGUAAGAAUUACGAUCACUGGUGAUACAGCUAAUGAGAUUGCUGAUAAAGUCAUCAAAAUGACUCAAGACUAUUCAAGAGUUGUUCAAAGACGAGAAAAAGGAGAUACUGUCAAAUUUCAGUUGUUACCUUUAAAAAAAUCUUGAGUCUUAAAAUUUUAGCCACAUGUGCCUAUUUUUAAAUUUUAGAUUACCUUAAAUUUAAAUUGAUUGUAAUUGUUAUAUUUAGCUUAUAAAUGUAUAUAAAU